AUGAAUGAUAGCGCCGACAUCCCGUCAAUUCGCGGGGUGUUGCACCAACAUCAGCACCGAGGACCCGUUGAAACAGCAACAGCACAGUUUUACUAUGACGGCCGGUUGCGUCCUGCGCAAAUACCACGCGGCAUUGGAGAUAAGCUACAGCCUGUGCGCGUGGAUGGGAGCCAGGGCAACACGCAGAGUGGCUAUCGCGGAUUGACGUCAGGGAAUCACAUUGAUGGCGCGGAGCAAAGUAAUACUUACGAUCCGGAGACUCGAGAGUUAGGGCAAGCAGGGAUAAAGGAACCAUUGGGGAGUUUCCCGGAUUCGCGUCAAGAACUGCCGCACGGGGGCGCUUACGCUUCAUCGGACUAUAUGCGACAGGGACAAUAUGCAGGGGACCGGCAGCAGAUUAAACCAGAACAAUCGGUCUCAGAUAUGCGGGUUAACGGGUCGUCGAUGUCGCCUCUCGUCAACUCAUCCCAGGCAAUAUCAGGUCAGAAAAGAAAUGCUGUCGGUGAGAUUAAAUCUCCGUCGGCGGACAUAGCAUCGCCUGGUCACGGCGUAGAUGGCCCUGCGGGAUGCCGUUCCAGAAGCAUUAGCUCAGCCUCGCAUGAAAGCAGGAUUGCAGCGUUGUCUGUGCAACUCCGCACUCGUCUUUCGCAUGCUGCGGCUAAGGUCGAGAAGAAUCGACAGUCUCAGGAUUUGCGCAGUAAAAGUCCAUUGCGCGGUGCAAAUCCCACUCUUUCGUCAACGUCUCCUGUUGAUAACGGGAAACAAUUGGAUGUCGGGAUAGGGUUUGAUGAUCGUUCGAAUGGCACCAUAGCCUCCACUUUGAAUCGAUCUGCAACCUACAGUUUUCAUCCUCCUAAUGGCCCGCCACGAUUUCCUGAAACAUCACCAUCUUUCUCUAAGCCACACUCAAUACAGCCAACGUCGCAAUAUUCACCUAGGAAAAUACAACAAUCCCCGAAACUUGCACCGCCUGUAGAUAUCGUUUCCGGGUGGGGUAGCGGCCGGCGACGGCGCCCCAAUCCUAAUGAAUGGGCCCAACCUCCACGGAUCAGCCUGCCUUCUUGUCAUCGACGACAUCACUCACAGCUAGAACUCGGGGCAUCAAAACCAUAUUCUGGGCAUGAAUCCCACCCAAUCCCUGGAACACCUUCUCUUCGACCAUCACACGAAUAUCCAACAUCCACCCCGUAUGAUGGCUACACAAGGCCACCAACCGACUCACAGGAAUCAUCAAUGGAACAGGAUGCAAUCGAAACUCUUCUCUUCAUGUCCAGCCCAGAAAAUUCCGGCUACCGCUCUAACACGCGACAACGACAGGACACAAUAUCCAACAGUAUUGACAGCUCCAUGGGCAGCGGCUCGAGCUCUAUUAGCAACCCAAACCCUUACCUUAAUCGUCAUAUGAAUACGCAUUACAACACUGGUGCAUCUGCAUUAGAAUCGCAUGAUCAGUCCCGGCAUAGCGGCCUAGAAGCAAACGCCGGGGAUGAGAUCGAUCGCAUGCUCGACCAGAUGGGAGACAGCGAUAGCGAAGAUGAAAAGAAAUCUGCAUCUACCCAUUCGAGAAGUCAUACCGUUCCUGCGAAUCAUUCGCGAAGGUGCAAUGGCUUGUCUGGGUCAUGA
Aspergillus glaucus CBS 516.65 is the source of this 1623-nucleotide messenger RNA. RefSeq lists its product as uncharacterized. The coding region runs from base 1 to 1623 and encodes 540 amino acids. The record is from RefSeq and is a predicted model, not a curated record. Lineage: Eukaryota; Fungi; Ascomycota; Eurotiomycetes; Eurotiales; Aspergillaceae. The transcript has 2 exons.